Gigantopelta aegis is the source of this 2753-nucleotide messenger RNA. RefSeq lists its product as uncharacterized. The transcript is spliced from 3 exons. Lineage: Eukaryota; Metazoa; Mollusca; Gastropoda; Neomphalida; Peltospiridae. The record is from RefSeq and is a predicted model, not a curated record. Gene Ontology annotation, molecular function: protein binding. The coding region runs from base 215 to 988 and encodes 257 amino acids.
UGAUCGUUUGGAAUUCUGGGAGCAGUCAUGUGUAACAAAGGGAAGGUGCGUGGGAGUGCAGACAACUUUUGACGGUGAUGGAAGAAAAGUUUUCUGUUUCUGGCGAUUAAAAUAUGUUUAGUCUUAAUCUCGAGUGGUAAUGGAUUCACCGUAAUCAUCUUGGCCAGAUUACACACUGACUACUUAAAGGUUUCAUUGAAGACACUCCCACAUAAUGUUGUUUCUAGUGAAUUUUGUAGUCUUGACAUUUAUCCCCGUGUUGUGUGGAUUCCAGCACUGCAAGACGGGACAGUACUGGAGCAAGGAACUGAAGACUUGUAAGAUCUGCUCAACGUGCCCCACCAAUAACAUCAUUCGAAAACCCUGCACUCGAUACCUAGAUACAGUGUGUACCAAGUUUUUUGAGUUCCAGGAUUUUAACUCUGUGAGUGACGAUGGUGGAAAGGGCUACCACUAUUCGCUUGAUCCCCCUGACGCUCGGAGAGGAGAGCAAACCGAUGUGUUGGUUCCAGUGGUGGAGAUUGACGAAAUGCCGACGAUAACAAAAGAUGUUGGACAGUACUGGAAAAACCUUGCCUUUGCACUCAUUGGUGUUUUGUGUGCUUUGAUUGUUUUAGCGACUAUCAUUGUGUUUUUUGCUUGUCGCAAGUUGCAGGCAACAACACAUAUCAAGAGUCCUGAAGAUUAUGAUGAUGAUGCCGAUAGUGGUUAUGUCGUCAUCAGACAGAUUCGUCUUGCUGCACCACAGAGGGAGGCAACUAUGCCAUUGCAUAACCCAUGUGACCCGCCCAUAAAUGCUAGUCGUUCACUGAGAGGACAGAGGGUGCCGUGGGGGUACCGCCCCAAGAGACGCUUGUUGUCGGAUUUAGAGUACACGGACGAUGUUUUCGAGAGUGAGGAUUCUGCGGGUUCACGGUCAAGUCGCAAGAUGGCCUUGUCCGUCAUUCAUGAACGGUCGGACAGUGAAGGAGCAGCAGAAAAUGCUUAAACUAGAAAUUAAACUCAUUUUGAACACGAGUUCACAGUGAACAGAUAAAAAUAUAUGUACUAAUUAAUACCACCAUGACACUUGUGAUGUAAGAAUGUUUCAAGAUAUGUACAAAUGCAAAUCAGAUUUACAAGAAACAUUUUAUUUUGCUGUAACUCAAAAUUGUUAUGAUAUAAUCCUUAGAGGCACUUUCAGAAUUAUCAAAAUUAUAGUACAAACCUUUUGCUUGUGGUAGGGGCUUAAAUUCCACUAUAUCUUAUAGGCUUUUACAAUGGAGGGGGUGGGGGCAAUGUUUCUGUCAGAAAGCAAUGCCACUCCGAACUAUGCCUUCGAUGAGGAAAGACGUGUCGCUCUGCUCUCUCAAACCGCCUGGAGCCUAGCCAUCUCCAAAAUUAAGGGCCAGUACGCUCAAUACUUGGUCGGGGACACCUCGGACACCAGCUCACUGCCGGGAGGCAUUCUUGAGGGCAAUUUAAGAAGUUUCCUGACGGAGUUGAGUGUGCCAUCCACGCCAUGGAAUUACGAGACAGGAAGUUUGGACUUGUGGUGACAUCGCGCUGAGAUGAUCUCUACAGACAGGGAAUACUCUUCGAAAACAUGGACAACUACACCGUCCACAGAGUACUGAAGAUCAUCGCCAGCACCCAUUAAGCUAUGGUCCCACAGAGCCUGCGUUGGUAUACGAUGGGCUACGAUGGUAGCAUCGUGGAGCAUCGUGGAGCCCAUCCUGCAUCGACGUACGAUUGUGUGGCCUCCGAGAGCCAUCGUAGAGCAUCGGGGAGCCCAUCCUGCGUCGACGUACGAUUUUGUGGCCUCCGAGAGCCAUCGUAGGUUGGAAAAUCAUCUUUUGAAAUGUUUAAAAGAUGGUCUACGAUGGUCAACGUCGUAGGCCGUCGGACAAUGUCGUAGACUAUCGUAUGACCACGUAGAUAACUUUCACUUGUCCACAGGUAAAUACCUGACACGUAUGAUAUCGUACGGCAUCGUUGGAAAUCGUACGACGAUCCUGCGAGGACGCAGGAUCAUGCUGGGUCCUCGUAGCCACUUUGGGAGUAUAUAAACACCAGCCAUCACUUCGUUAUCAUCAGUUCGAGCCGACUUGUUCAAAGUGAUUCAUCAUGGCGCUGAUUUCACCUUUUGCCAUCUUCAAAUAGUUGUGUACUGAACUAAAAGUGGAAUUGAACUUAAUUAUAUACCAUACUGUGAUGACGCAGGACGUCGUACGAUGUCGUAGACCAUCGUACGACCACGUGGGCCUAUCGCGGGAUGCUCGUGCGAUGUCGUACGAUGACGUGCGUCGUCGUAUGAUUGCAAUAGCAUAAUAUUUUAUUGUCUACCAUCGCGGGCCAUCGUAGGUUUAGGCCAUCGUAGCCCAUCGUAUACCAAUGCAGGCUCUGUGGGACCAUAGCUUUACGUCGAGCUAAGACCUUGCUAGCCCACCGUUGGAGGAAACUGGUGCCACAGUUCAACGCCAAGCACUUCAUCUCGUCCACGUAGUCACCAACCGUUCUAAGGGCUUAGUUGGACUUUAAAUGGGGUUUUUGGGGGGGGGGGGGGGGGUUGUAAACAGUCCGACACACUUUAUUUUGGUCGAGCACUCUAAUUUUGUUCUUUGGACUUAAAUGUUUGUCCAGAUAUGAGUUGUAUGAAUGAGCUCAUUUUGGCUUUAGGUCUUUGACUUAAUGACUAAAUUCGUAUUCCAAAUUCCACCCACCUUAAACUCACCCCGGCCCGGACCAUAUAGAUCGGACUUUAAACUUUUAGA